Messenger RNA from Adineta steineri, 645 nucleotides. The record is from the annotation of a GenBank genome assembly. NCBI's taxonomy places the organism in Eukaryota, Metazoa, Rotifera, Eurotatoria, Adinetida, Adinetidae.
AUGUCUGAAAAUUGUAAUCUUGGUCUUGAACUUGAAUAUUUUUUUAAAAUGUUAAUUCUUGGUGAUAGUGGAGUUGGAAAAACUUCACUUUUGAAACGAUUUACUUAUGAUGAUUUUUUAACUGAUUACGUAACAACUGCUUUUAUUGAUUUUAAGAUUCGACUGAUUGAGGUUAAUGAAAGACUUUGUCAAUUACAUAUAUGGGAUUUUCCUAAUGACGAUCGUUUUAAAUCUUAUGUAUCACAAUUUUAUCGUACCGCACAUGGUGUAAUGAUUUGUUUCGAUAUUACUAAUGAAGAGAGUUUUCUUAGUGUAGAUAAUUGGCUUCAGGAAGUUAUCAAAUUGUGUCCAGAACAAAUACCUGUAUUUCUUGUUGGUACAAAAUCUGAUUUAGAAUCAGAACGUACGGUUUCUUACACAACAAUCAAAGCAUAUGCUGAUAAACACCAACUACCAUAUAUAGAAAUAAGUUCAAAAACCAAUGAAAAUACUGAAAUUUAUCUUGCUAAUUUUAUACGAGCAGUACUUGCAUAUGUAGAUCAAAUAAUUACGAAGCGUGAAAAUAAAUUAACAGGUGGACCAACAGUUAUUUUAAAUAAUGAAACAGAACCAGUACAGAAAGAAGUGUCUAAAUGUACUAUUUGA